Molecule: messenger RNA, 1929 nt
Organism: Alternaria conjuncta
Lineage: Eukaryota; Fungi; Ascomycota; Dothideomycetes; Pleosporales; Pleosporaceae
Exons: 3
Coding region: 1-1929 (642 amino acids)
Cellular component (GO): mitochondrial outer membrane
Source: RefSeq, a predicted model, not a curated record
AUGUCUUUCGUGGUUGACCAAGUGCGUCGAAUUGACAGCCAGCUCGACCGGCUGCAGCUGUCGGCGACACGACAAGGCAGCUUCUCCAUCACCGCCGAGGAAGCCCACGACCCCACCAAGACGACACGAAUCGCGCACCUGCAGUACCUCAUCAAGUCCCUCUCCACGACCGCGUCAGCCAAACACAGCCUUGUGUCCAUCGCACGCAUAUCCGAGACGCUGCAGCGUGCCAACAUCGCCAGCAGCUACGAGGAUGCGAGCUACGAACAUGAAUUGGAAUGGCUGCUAGUCAGCAAGGCGACGACGCAGGUCUACGGACAGGUUCUGAAUACGAUAUUGGAACAGACUAUACCAUUGGAAGAUGACCUGUGGUACUGGGACGACAUCCUCUCCACCUACCGAUUCGCUGGGCUAUACUCGAUACAAACAUCGCCCGUUCGGGUGUGGAAAUGGUCGCAGGAGAUAUAUCGCGAUGUGCGGUCGAGGGGCGGACAGUUGGCUGAUGGGUGGAGCCAGUUUUAUGGCCUUGUCAAGGAUGCGGUGCAAGAGCGCAGCAUUGCCAACAUCCAGCGAAGGGUUGUGAGCCCGUUGGCGCUGGUCAGGAAUGAAGGCAGAAGAAAGCGCGCAGCGUUGAGGAAGAUACGCCUCAUCAAUGCGAAUGCGCUCGGUGUGCUUCUAGGCGAAGGGCUGGGUAAUGAGAGUGUACACGACGAUGGCACCCAAUCUCCCCCUCUGCUCGGCGCACAAAGCGGACAUAGAUGGAAGAGCGUCAUGGCUAAGAACAUCGCACUCAUGGACGCAGUCAUCCAAAGCGUGAACGCUGCAGAGAUAUCCGUCAAUAAGUUUGACGAUUCUGUUGCUGGUAUUACUCAAGAUGAUCAACUCUAUUCGCUGCAUGAACCCACCGGAGAACGAACGGCAACCACACUCAAGCCAGCGGAUGUAGCAGAGCGACUUCAGUACCUGCUCCAGGAAGCAUUGCCUGCCUACACCUCAGACUUCAACGCUGUGGUCAAGGAGAAUGGACGUCCAUCCAUCCUCAUCCGGUAUUGGCUACCUGCCACCAUGCUCCUCGUAUCCUCCACCACUAUCCUGCGUAUAUUUGUCAACCGGAAAGAAGAGAUCCUGGCCUGGGUACGUGAACUAGGACAGACUGUAAUCGACUUCUGGACAAAUUGGGUCGUGGAGCCCGCUAUGAGGAUCAUUGGUACCAUCCGUCACAAUGAAGAUAGCGAGGUUUCCAUCAUGAGCAAACGCAGCCUGGAGUCUGACCGCGCCAGCCUUGAGCGCAUGGUCAUUGACUUUGCGGUUAAGAAUCCUGAAGGCCCUGCAUUGAACGAGACUCAGAUUGCCGAUAUUAGGGCGAAGGUCCGCGAAGGCGAUCUGACCACGGUCUUGAGAUCCUACGAGAAGGACAUCCAAAGUCCUGUCAAGGGCGCGAUAGUCGGUAACCUAGCUAGCGCAUUGCUCAUCCAGGUGCAGAAGACCAAGGUUGAUGUGGAGGUCGCAAUGAGCGGUAUUGACAGCAUUCUGAAGAGCCAGGAGUUGCUCUUCGGCUUCAUCGGUCUGACGCCUGGUGUUCUCGUGAGUAUCGGCGUCUACCGAUACCUCCGAGGCGUCUUCAGCAGCCGCAAAGGCGUACAGAUGUGGGCGAGGCAAGGCCGCAUGCUGCUCAUCCUGCGCAACAUCGAUCGCAUCCUUACCAGCGCAACACCCACAGAAGACGGCGAAAUUUCCUACAAGGACCACGGUCUCCUCCUCUGCGAAGUGCAUCUCCUGCGACAGGCUGCGAGCGGCAUCCUGCCACGACGCAUCUUCCACGACUUCUUAGUGGAGAUAGAUGAGCUUGUUGACGUGAGGAGUGGGCUGCAGCGACAGCAAAAAGUAGUUGAGCGCAUUAGGUGGGCGUACUCAAAAUGGUUUACUUGA